AUGACUGAAAAAUCAACUCAACAGAAAGAAUUCGUAUUCAUUUCCGUCGACGGAAAGCAAACAAAAAAUAUUGCGAUAACCCCCCCAGAAAAUUUGAAGAUUGAAUUCCCUCCAAAGUUCACCGAUUCAGAACUUGGUCGUAACCAUGACAAGAAAUCGCAAGGAAAGUCAAAGAAGCCACCAAAUGCCUUUAUAUUAUUCAGAAAGAAAUACGUUGAAUCCUUACAUCGUCUUGGACAUCGUGAUGCCAUGAAGAAGGUUUCUGGCUGGGCUCGAGACGCUUGGAAUAAAUUACCUCAAGAACAAAAGGAGCAAUACGAGCAAUAUGCGAACAAGGCUGCAAAAUUUUAUCAGGAGUGGGAAAUAAAAAAUCCUCAACUCGUACGCCAAAAACAAAUUAAAAAACCAAAAAAAAAUAGUCAACCCACCCAAAGUCCAAAACCGAUCGUUCAAACUCAGGCAAUGCCCGUACAAUUUACAACACAGACAACACCUCCAGAGUUGACCGAAGUUGAUACGCGGAAUUAUUACACAUUUGAUGAACCCAUAUAUUACCCACUCGUAUACGAACAAACAGAAACAGAUCAACUUUACAGCGAUUAUAGUUUCUAUAAUAAUUUGGAAAAUAUUCCAACUACUGAUAUCAACACUCUCAAUUAUUAUUACGAUUUUUUCGAUAUCUUACCUGUUCCGGUUAAGGACAAUUCUCAAUUAGUCUGA
Funneliformis caledonium is the source of this 720-nucleotide messenger RNA. NCBI's taxonomy places the organism in Eukaryota, Fungi, Glomeromycota, Glomeromycetes, Glomerales, Glomeraceae. The record is from the annotation of a GenBank genome assembly.